UCCCACAUUACUCUCGCUUCCACCCUCCAGAGCAGCGGCUCCGCCUCCUGCCCUCGGACCUGCUUCGCCGGCUCUUCCCCCAGAGCCCCGAGACGAGGCCGAUCCUGGGGCUCGACGUGGGGUGUAACUCUGGGCUCAUCUCAGUUUGGAGCAGCCACAUUCAGAUGCCCAUUAGUGAAGCAUACGCUUUUAUGGCAAAUCAAUAAGUAUUUCAUUAAUUCCUUCCUUACACCUAGCAUGCUUUUAGCUGCUGUGGAGGGUAGGGAAAAGUAGAUUAAACAACCAAGACUUGCAAAAGUUGGAUUUGAUUCAUUCAGCAAAUAUGUUGCAGUUGAGAAAAGGAGAGGCUUGUACAAGGCAGCAGGCUAUCAUGUGAGCACCAGAAAAAGAAAAAUCUUUGUGACCCUCAAUGGGCAUGGAAGACUUUCAGAAGAUAUGGGAUUUGAGCUGUUCCCUAAGGGAAUAUAGCUUUUGCAGUGAUGAGCCUGGAGAAAGGAACCUCUCAUCAGGAGUACAGAGGACUGGGUAUUCAUAUAUCAAGAACAAAUAGGAUUGGCUGGUUUAGAAUGAAGAUGUCUUCUGAGCAGUAGUGAGAAUUAACAGUGGUCUUUGUCAUUUAAGUAGAUUCUGGAUGGAAUAUUUUAAGUAAAAAGAAAACUAUAAACAUACUAGAGAAAAUGGUCAUUUUAAAAAUUGGAGUAUUUACUGAACAUAAAAAACCCAAAAGCCAUAAAAGAAAAGACCAAUAAAUUUGACUAAGGCAAAGAAAAAAAAAAUCUAAUAAAGUCACAUGACAAACUACCAAUUAGGGAAAUUAUUUGCAAUAUAUAUGACAAAGGGCAAGUGUCCUUAUAAUACAAACAUAACUAUAUAAGGAUGUGUACAUUAUAGUUGGUUGAUAAAAGUGAAAGCUGGAAACAACCCAUCACUAGGAAACUAUGGUACAGCCAUAAAUGGAUUACUAUGCAAUUGUUAAAAAGAACAAGGUAGGUCAAUAUAUGCUAAUGUAGAAAGGUCUCCAAGAUGUUUCAAGUGUAGUAAGUAUAAAUAGUAAGCUCCCACAUUUGUACCUUUUAAGAAGAAUAUACACAUAGAAGGUAAUAAAGCAUCUAAAAGUGAAAAAUUAAAGGAUAACAAUAUAAAUAUAUUUUAAUCAUAUUAAAGAAUCAGCCAGAAAUUAAAAUGCCUCACAGUUGGAGAUGGAAAAUGCAGCAAAAUAUUGCUCUGUGUUAUUUGAUUUUUUUCUAACCAUAUGCACAUAGUGCUUUUUAAAAAUAACUAGUUUUAAAUUAUUUUUAAAAUGAAAUUAAGCAGUCUUUCUAAAAAUAGCUUCCUAAACUGACUCUCACCCCCCAUUGCCCCACCCACCUAUCUAGCUUUUCCCUCAAAGCAUAGCCAAAUUUUUUUAAAGAGUUUUAAACACUUCUUGCCUCCAUCCCUUACUUGGUACAUCUUCUUGAACCCUUUUGAGUUUGGUUUUGCCAAAGUCACUAGGGACAUAGGGCUGAAGUCAGCCAGUAUGUCUCAGUGCUGAUCCAGUGUGACAGCAGUGAUAUCAGUAACUACUUGGUCUUGUCUUGGAAGCCUCUCAGCCAGUUGUCCCCCUCCUUCUCUGGAGCCCCUCUCUAAUGAUGUUCCUCCAAGUUCUGUUCCAGUCUCUUCUCUCCUUGCCAUAAUCUCUUCCACUCCAUGGCUUCAUUUACCACCUAUGUUCUGAUGUCCUGGUGACUCACAAAUCUCUUAUCUCAAGUCCAGAUCUCUUGCCUGAGUUUCAGAAUUAUUUAUCCAACAGCAGUAUGCAAUCAGUACUUCCCAAGCUUUUCCAUUUCGUGGAACACAGAAAAUGGUGAUUUCAUGGUAACAUACCUUACCGAGACUGUUCUCUGUCAGAGGGACAACAGUAGGGAAGCUCUGACCUCUUGGAUAGUUAUUUCCACUUGGACAUCCCCCAGGCAUUUCAAUAUCAGCAUGUUUGGGAGUAAGCAUAUCUCAUCUCCCAAAUCUGCUCUUUCCUCUGGUGUUUUCUGUUGCAGUGAGUGGGCCUACUAUCUGCAAGUUACUUAGUCUAGAGGUCUUGACUUAGCUCUCUGCUUCCUGCCUCUUCCAAUCCCAGCAACUGCUCAACCCUACUACUAAUUUCUUGAAGUCAUUUCCUCUCCACCACUAUCAGUUCCUAGUCGAUAGCACCUUGUUUCUCAUUUGUAGAGCAACUACAAAACUGUUCUCUCCGGUCUUCCUGAUUUCACUCUUACACCCUAUUUUCCACAGUGAUCUUUCUAAAAUGCAGUCGUGGUUACGUGAUCCCCUUGCUGAAAGCCAUCCAAAGGCUCUGCAUUGCUCUUGGGAUAAAGUAUGCUCUCCCCAUUGCUUACCUUUUCAAUUCCAUACUGGUUAUCUAAUUCUAUAUGCACAGUGCCUGGCAUACAGUAGAGACACAAUAAGAAUUUUUGAGUAAGGAAAAUGAGAAAAAGGGUGGUCAAGGACCUGAGUGGAUCCAUCAUAUCUGUGCCAGGUAGGAGGUUUCAAAGCACAUAUUGGCAAUUCUGUCAGAACACAAGGAACAUGAUUGUUUCAUGUAGAAUUAAGCAGCAAUAGCAAAGGUCUGUUCAGCAAAUGACCAAACAGCCUAUCCCCAGCCUCUUUCUUCCUCUCAUUGAGUAAGAAAGACAUCAAGAAUGCACUCUGAGUCAGUCCAACCUAGAGAAUCUUUUGAGAAGGUUAGGAUCUUUUGAGAAGGUAGUUACCAUCCUGACCACCUCCUGGUGUCAGGAAUUCUAAACUGGGGUCAGUUUAUCAACCAGUGUAACACAAUAGCCAAAUGACUACAGCGCUAAACUGAGGAAUGAAGAUGCUGCAACACUGAAUGACCACAUAGUACUGAAGCAGAGGACCCCCCCAAAGUCCUGAUGUGAGCAGUGAGAGGGUAGUUCUCAGAGAUGCCAUCUACCUAUCAGUCAUCAGCACUAUAUGCACAAUUAGAUCAUACACAAAACUGGUUUGUUACCAACACCUUGCAGCAACAAGAAACCUAAAAGCUUAGUUUGUUUUUUAACACAGAUGUUUCAAAAAAGAACACUAUAUGAUCAGUGGGUAUAUAUAACAAGGGAAUAAAAUCAACUUUGGGACUUCUGUAUAAUUUUUAAUAAUUUAAGCGAAUUAGGCCACUGAGAAUUGAAGUAUCCUAAGCCUUCAUCAAAGACAGAGAUCAUGGAGCAAUGGUAGCUUUAUUUCUUCCACCUCAUGUCAGUGAAGAUGAAGGCAUAGAGAACCUGCCAAAAUCUGAAUGCCUCAACUUUCAAGUUUGCAAGAGCCUUUAAGUAAAGGCAGGUACUUGUCUGACAACCAGAUGUUCUGGCUGUGUUUAUUGAACAAGGGAAGCAUCUGAAUGAAAAGUAAAAAAUCAUCUAGGUGGUCUUUUUGCUUCCAAAAAUUUAGUUCUGCUUCCACAAAUAGAGACGCCUGGCUGACUCUUGAGGUGUUUUUCAUCCCAUAGUUUUGUAAUGCAACAGAUACAUGGAGUUUUACUGGACUUUUUAAGUCCUUUGAGGAAUGUUUCGCAUCUGUUUUUGUUGUAAGCCCAGGACUAACCCACUGAUUCCUAUUCAAUAAAUGUUGGGUGAUUGAAUAAUAAUGCUUCAGGGUUCCAAAGAUGCCAGUACCUAUCAUCAAGAAAUAAGGUGAGCUUUCCCAGAAAUGAAAAACAAGUUCACAAAGCGAUUUGCAGAAGAAUGUUUAUAGCCGCCUUAUUCAUAAUAGCUCUAUACUGUAAACACCUAAACAUCCAUCAAAUGGAGAAAUGAAUAAACAAAUUGUGAUAUAUUUAUCCAGGAAAAGACUACACGUGGCUGGAUCUCAAAACCAUUGCUAAACUAAUGAAUAUGGACACAAGAGAGAACAUACUGUAUGAUUCCACUUACAUGAAGUCCAAGGAACAGAGACAAUUAUGGUGAUAGAAUUCAGCAAGUUGCGGGGGCUGUGUGGUGGGGUAGGUGCAGGGUUGUCAACUAUAAAGGAGCAUGAGGGAAUUUUCUGGGGUGAUGGCUCAUUAGCUUGUUUGGGGGGUUACAUAGGUAUAUGUUGAAAUUCACCACACAGAACACCUUAGAUCUGUGCAUUUUAUUGUAUAUUAAGGAUAAAUCAAUUAAAAGUUUUGUUUUAAAGCAAAGAUGAGAAAGCUGGUGGGAGUAACCAUCAUGACAUCUUUUAGCUCCAGUAAUAACGGUCCUCAGGCACUAUUUUCAUCAAGCUACCCCUGUGCUCAAGAAGCAAAACGACACAUUCUCAUUCUGAUCUCACUCAGUCGUCCUCAGCUUUACCCAUUUCCCACCCUACCAAGGUGAACUGCUUACUGUCUGAUGCAGAUAAUUUGCUCAUUCCUACCUGAGUCUUGUGUCCUGACCUGCCUGGUUUCUACUCAAGUGUUCUCUGCCCUUCCAAUUCCAUUUUAAAUUAAGAAGCUUCCUUCAGAGAGGAACUCUUGACUUAUCCUAGCCAAUUUAAACACUGUGUUCCCUCAGCUUUUAUAUUCCUUUUUUGGACUAAUAUGAUACUUUGAUACAUCUCGUGUAUACCCACAACAUAAGCAAUUUAAUAAAAUUGGAGAGACUAUGGCUAGGGAUCCCUUCGAAUUUCUCUGGAAAACCCUGUUUGGAACCUGCAUUAACUGGCCAGUCAGUACAAUGCAGAUUGCAAAGAUUAUAUGGUAUCUAGUCAAGGGCAAGGGCCAAUGCAAAUUGUAUUAAAGGGAGCUCUGAGGCUCUGCAGGGGCCUCCUAGGUGGGCUGUUUGCUUUUCCUCUUUUAAGCACUUGGUAGUUCAAGAGGGCAGGAACUCAUUCCUACUAAGACAGCAAGUGGCUGAGAACAAGGUUGUAUCCUUUUUCUGUUCAGCCUUCGCUCCUGCUAAAGCAGUGAGGACUCGGCCCGCACAGCUGAGGAGCGGAGCCUGUACCCAGCACCGUUUUCCAUGUUACUGGGAGGACCCGAUCCCGGAGGCGGAAUCGUUUAAGGCCAAGGAAGCACUCAAGCCUGUACCCAUAGACUUAUGCCCAAAACGUAAACAGGAAGGCAAAUUACAAACACAAACGCCCACAACCACAUAUACACGUGCACGCCCAGCUCCACAGAAGCAGGCGCGCAUGCCCGUAGCUCCGCGCGCACCUACUUAGUUUUCUCUGCUACAGAUGCUCUCUUCCAUCCACCGAUCCGCCCAGCCAGGCUUUUACCCCAGCCGUGGGGUGGUUUAGCAGGCAGAACUCGGCCAGGCCUAGUAAGAGUGUUUCCCUAUAGAGGGAAGGGAGGCCCUUCCCACCCCGGCGGAAGCGGCGCGUUGGGGUCGGGCGUCCCUAGCUCUUGUCCUGGGAACAUCUGGAGGGGCUGGGGGUGGGCAUCCAGGGUGAACGUGGAUUGGCUUGCGCGGGAGGGGAAGGCGUGAUCUGGGUGGGGGGCGGGGCUCACUGGCCCCUUUAAAGCCUUGACAUCAAGAGGCGGCCCCAGCACCCCCCCUUUCUCUGCCCCCCUCUACCCGAGCCGCGGCCAUGGACCCAGCAGCUCCGGUCUGCCCUGGCUCAAUUCAACACCUGAUUUCGGCAAGGUGACGAUUCUGGCUGCCAGAGUGAGUGUGCCAGCCUGGGUGAGGAGGCAGAGACAGCCUGUCAGGGCUUCUCCACUUGUUCCCAGGGCCUGAUGUCAGAGGCCAUGGACCAGCCAGCCGGGAGUCCUGAAAACCUGAGGCCAGGAGAGGAUGGUGAUGGCAGCAUGGAGCCGGGCACCUGCCAGGAACUCCUGCACCGACUGCGGGAGCUGGAGGCAGAGAACUCUGCACUUGCCCAGGCCAAUGAAAACCAGCGGGAGACCUAUGAGCGCUGUCUGGAUGAGGUUGCCAACCAUGUGGUACAGGCGCUGUUAAAUCAAAAGGACCUGCGCGAGGAGUGCAUCAAACUGAAGAAGAGGGUGUUUGACCUAGAACGGCAGAACCAAGUGCUGAGCGCCCUGUUUCACCAGAAGCUUCAGCUCACAACAGGCUCCUUCCCGCAGAUCCCACUCACUCCUCUCCAGCCACCAUCAGAGCCACCAGCCUCCCCAUCCUUGAGCUCCGCUGAAGGACCAGCCAUCUUGUUGCCUCUGGGGCGCUGUGCGGGGCAGAGAGAGGUAUGUUGGGAGCAGCAGCUGCGACCAGGAGGCCCAGGACCCCCGGCUGCCCCGCCCCCCGCACUGGAUGCUCUAUCCCCUUUCCUUCAAAAGAAAGCCCAGAUCCUGGAGGUUCUGAGAGCCCUGGAAGAAACUGACCCCUUGCUUUUGUGCUCGCCUGCCACCGCCUGGCGGCCCCCAGGCGAGGGUCCUGGCUCCCCAGAACCUAUCAAUGGCGAGCUGUGUGGCCCACCACAGCCCGAACCCUCAACCUGGGCCCCCUACCUGCUAUUAGGCCCUGGCAGCCUGGGAGGCCUGCUACACUGGGAGCGCCUCUUAGGGGGCCUGGGAGAGGAAGAGGGUGCUGGGCGGCCCUGGGGUCCUAGUAAGGGCUCCCCACAGGCCCAGGGCAGUGGAGUGGGGCUACCCUGUGCCCCAGGCAGCAGCUCCUCCUCCUCUUCUGAUGAGGUAGGUGACCCUAACGAGGCACCCAGCCCCGACACCCUGCUCGGGACUCUGGCCCACAAACAGUUGAACCUGGGCCAGCUCCUUGAAGACACUGAGUCUUAUCUACAGGCCUUUUUGGCCAGGGCUGCAGGCCCACUCAAUGGGGACCACCCAGGUCCUGGGCAGCCAUCCUCCCCAGACCAGGGGCCCCCACAGCUGUCCAAGUCCAAAGGCCUCCCCAAGUCAACUUGGGAUGGGACUACCCCAGAGGCCCCCAGGCCAGGCUUUGGUGCUACCUCAGAGGGCCAGGGGCCCCUCUCCUUCCUCAGCAUGUUCAUGGGUGCAGGGGAUGCCCCCCUGGGCUUGCGGCCUGGCCACGCCUACUCCUCAUCUCAGGUGAAAAGCAAGCUCCAAAUUGGCCCGCCUUCUCCUGGGGAAAGCCAGGGACCCCUCCUGCCCUGUCCUGCCAGAGGUCUCAAGUUUCUGAAGCUGCCUCCAGCCUCAGAGAAGGUCCCUAGCCCAGGAGGCCCCCAGCUCAGCCCCCAGCUCCCCCGGAAUUCCCGAAUCCCCUGUCGGAACAGUGGCUCAGACGGCAGCCCCUCCCCAUUGCUGGCCCGCAGGGGUCUGGGUGGAGGAGAGUUGUCCCCAGAGGGGGCACAGGGCUUACCCACCAGCCCUUCACCCUGCUCCACAACCCCGGACUCUGCCCAGCUCAGACCUCCCCAGCCAGCAUUGUCCACCACACUGUCCCCAGGACCGGUGGUAUCUCCCUGCUGUGAGAACAUCCUGGACCUUUCCCGGAGCACCUUUAGGGGGCCUUCCCCAGAGCCACCUCCAUCCGCACUGCAGGUGCCCACCUACCCACAGUUAACUCUGGAGGUGCCACAGGCCUCUGAGGGCCUCAGAAGCCCUGGAGUUCCCCUCAGUCCUUGCCUCUCAGAAUCUUGCCCCUAUGGGAGCUCCCAGGAGAAGAGUUUGGACAAGGCAGGCUCCGAGUCCCCCCAUCCUGGCCGCAGGACCCCAGGCUCAUCCAAGAAGCCUGGCCAGGGGGCAGGGCGGCGACCUGGAGAUCCUGGCUUCACCCCUCUGCGAGACAGGCUGGCAGCCCUGGGCAAACUGAAGACUGGCCCUGAGGGGCCAGAGAAGAAUGGGGUGCCAGCCAGACCUGGCCCGGAGAAGGCCCGGGGAGCAGGGAGGUCAGGGGAGAGCACUGGAGACAUGGCGCCUCCUCCCCCCAGACCCCCCGAGCAGGCUGAAGCCAAGGGUUCUCUUCGGGGGGCAGUGGCCUUAGGCACAAGCAGCCUGAAACAGCAGGAAUCAGGGCUCCUAGGGGACCCUGGAACCCGAGUCUAUUCCUCCCACUCCAUGGGGGCCCGGGUGGACCUGGAGCCUGUCUCACCAAGAAGCUGCCUCACCAAAGUGGAGCUGGCCAAGAGCCGGCUGGCAGGGGCCCUGUGCCCCCAGGUACCCCGAACCCCUGCCAAAGUGCCAACCUCAGCCCCCAGCCUCAGCAAGCCUAAUAAGAGCCCCCACGGAAGCCCUACAAAGCUACCUUCCAAGUCACCCACCAAGGUGGUGCCCCGACCUGUGGCCCCACCAGCCACCAAGGAGCCCCCCAAGCCUGACAAGGGGAAAGGUCCACCUUGGGCAGACUGUGGCAGCACCGCGGCCCAGCCCACACCCCGAGCACCUGGCCCUGAGGACCCCGGCCGUGGUCCUGAGGGGCGGGCCCCACACUCGGCCAUUGAGGAGAAGGUGAUGAAGGGCAUUGAGGAAAACGUGCUGCGGCUCCAGGGCCAGGAGCGGGCGCCCAACACCGAGGCCAGGCACCGCAACACCAGCAGCAUAGCCAGCUGGUUCGGGCUGAGGAAGAGCAAGCUGCCGGCGCUGAACCGCCGCACAGAGGCCGCCAAGAGCAAGGAAGGGGUCAGUGGGGGCUCUCCCCUCCGGAAGGAGGGCAAGGUGGAAGCCCGGAAGCUGGAGGCUGAGAGCCUCAACAUCUCCAAGCUGAUGGCUAAGGCAGAAGAUCUGCGCCGGGCCCUGGAGGAGGAGAAGGCCUACCUGAGUAGCAGGGCGCGGCCACGGCCCGGGGCCCCAGGGCCAGGGCCCAGUGCAGGGCUGGGGCAGGUGCAGGGCCAGCUGGCCGGCAUGUACCAGGGCGCAGACACCUUCAUGCAGCAGCUGCUCAACAGGGUGGAUGGCAAGGAACUGCCGCCCAAGAGCUGGCGGGAGCCCAAACCCGAGUAUGGUGAUUUCCAGCCAGUGUCUUCUGACCCCAAGAGCCCCUGGCCAGCCUGUGGGCCCCGAAAUGGUCUGGUAGGCCCUCUUCAGGGCUGUGGAAAACCUUCUGGGAAGCUGAGCAGUGAGCCAGGAAGGCGGGAAGAGAUGCCCUCAGAGGACAACCUGGCCGAACCAGGGCCCACCUCCCACUUCACAGCCUGUGGCUCCUUGACUCGGACCCUGGACAGUGGCAUUGGGACCUUCCCACCCCCAGACCACGGCAGCAGUGGGACCCCCAGCAAGAACCUUCCCAAGACCAAGUCACCACGACUGGAGCCCCCAGCCGGGGUGCCCCCAGCUCGGCCCCCACCCCUUACCAAAGUCCCCCGUCGUGCCCACACACUGGAGCGUGAGGUGCCAGGCAUAGAGGAGCUGCUGGUGAGCGGGCGGCACCCCAGCAUGCCAGCCUUCCCUGCACUGCUCACUUCUGCUCCAGGCCACGGAGGCCAUCAGACCUGUCCUGACGAUCCCUGCGAAGACCCAGGCCCUCCCCCUCCUGUCCAGCUGGCCAAGAACUGGACCUUCCCCAAUGCGAGGGCAGCUGGCGGCUCCACUGACCCUUUCCUAUGCCCACCCCGACAAUUGGAGGGGCUGCCCAGGACCCCUGUGGUGCUGCCCGAGGACCGGAAGCGGAGCCUGGAGCCCAGCCGCCCAGCCCCUACACCCCAGGGCCCGGCAUUUGGGGGUAGCCGGACCCCAAGCACAUCAGACAUGGGUGAGGAAGGGAGGGUGGCCAGUGGGUGCCCCCCAGGGCUAGAGACCUCAGAGUCUCUCAGCGACUCGCUCUAUGACUCACUCUCCUCCUGUGGGAGUCAGGGCUAAGGGGCUGCACCACACCCCAGCCCCUCUCUGGAGUUGGAGACCACAGACUGGACCAGCUCUCCUCAUGCCCACCCCCUUGGGGACACUGGGGCCCCUCCCUGAAGGGACCAAGGAAGCAGGUGGAUAAGAAGGUGAAUGGGGUCCCUGGCACAUCCCACUGCCCACCUCUGCUGUGGAGAUAACCACUCUCAGCUCAGGGAGAGAUCCUACCCUUAGUCCCUUCUCCCACCCAGAGUAAGGCUCUUCCUCUGGGGACUGGGGUUCAAGGCUGCUGUGUCCCAGCCCCCACUUCAGGCUGAGCCAUUGUGGUGCUGGGCUUCCUGCCCUCCAGCUGUGCCAUCUCCGCCCAGCGUGGCUGCUUCCUGCCCUGGAGCCCCUGGGGGCCAGCCCCUGCUGGUGGAGGGGGCAAGGGAUCAAACUGCCUUCUCUGUCUGCCCCCAUCCUCCCUGCUGUCUGAUGGUGCUGCCCUCCUUUGCCCUGUGUUUUGGGGCCGAUUUGUCUUUCUGUUGUUGGUUUUUUUUUAUAUAUUAAAACGCCUGGCUCAGCCCCCACCCUGCCAUCCCCACACUGCGGUUAAUUUAUCUGUUAAAAACGCGGCUGUCCACUUCCAGCCUCUGCUUCUGCCGUAUCCCUAAUAAAACAUGGAGGCCCA
Messenger RNA from Manis pentadactyla (Chinese pangolin), 10328 nucleotides. It is a transcript of the gene NCKAP5L, whose product is annotated as NCK associated protein 5 like. The transcript has 14 exons. Bases 5684 to 9676 code for a protein of 1330 amino acids. The record is from RefSeq and is a predicted model, not a curated record. Gene Ontology annotation, biological process: microtubule bundle formation; microtubule depolymerization. Gene Ontology annotation, cellular component: microtubule plus-end. Lineage: Eukaryota; Metazoa; Chordata; Mammalia; Pholidota; Manidae.